This is a messenger RNA of Myotis myotis, 4279 nucleotides long. RefSeq names its product purinergic receptor P2Y12 (gene P2RY12). Lineage: Eukaryota; Metazoa; Chordata; Mammalia; Chiroptera; Vespertilionidae. Gene Ontology annotation, molecular function: G protein-coupled purinergic nucleotide receptor activity. Gene Ontology annotation, biological process: G protein-coupled receptor signaling pathway; blood coagulation. Gene Ontology annotation, cellular component: membrane. The transcript is spliced from 3 exons. The record is from RefSeq and is a predicted model, not a curated record. The coding region runs from base 440 to 1456 and encodes 338 amino acids.
UCCUGAAAAACAGAAAAGUGCACUGUGAAGCCCUUGUCUGCAGGCGCAGGGCUGCACUUCGAGUCCAGGAAGUGCACUAACCACAGCAUCUCUAUGCUGGCUGGCCGUGGUGGCACCCGCCCACCUUUCAGUUCACCUCAACCUCCACUGGCAACACCUGGUUUUUCCAGUUUGGAACUUGCUAAAGUUAUUAAAAGUGUCAACUAACCUGAAGUCUUAAUAGAAGCAGUUGAUGUGGGCGACCCCUACAGAAAACCUCAAGACUUUACUGAUGAGAACUCUGCAAAUUCUCUACCAUAAAGAGUUUUAACAACUAAGCUAAGAAAUUAAAAAGGAAAAUACCAGAUGCCAUCCUGCAGUUGAACUGACUACCACUUACUGGAUACAUUUAAAUCCUCCAAUCAACAGAGUAACCAGGUAUCAAAGAGGGAACACAGCCAUGGACAACUUCACCUCUCCCCCGGGGAAUGGCAGCCUGUGCACCAGGGACUACCACAUCACCCAGGUCCUCUUCCCGCUCCUCUACACUGUCCUGUUUUUCACUGGACUCAUCACAAAUAGCCUGGCAAUGAGGAUUUUCUUUCAAAUCCGCAGUAAAUCCAACUUUAUUAUUUUUCUUAAGAACACAGUCAUUUCCGAUCUUCUCAUGAUUCUGACUUUUCCAUUCAAAAUCCUCAGUGAUGCCAAACUGGGAACAGGACCACUGAGAGUGUUCGUGUGCCAAGUGACCUCUGUCAUAUUUUACUUCACAAUGUAUAUCAGUAUUUCAUUCCUAGGGCUGAUAACUAUCGAUCGCUACCAGAAGACCACCAAGCCAUUUAAAACAUCCAGCCCCAACAACCUCCUGGGGGCUAAGAUUCUCUCUGUUGUCAUCUGGGCAUUCAUGUUCUUACUCUCUUUGCCUAACAUGAUCCUAACCAACAGGAGGCCGAGAGACAAGAAUGUGAAGAAAUGCUCUUUCCUCAAAUCAGAGUUUGGUUUGGUCUGGCAUGAAAUAGUCAAUUAUAUCUGUCAAGUCAUUUUCUGGAUUAAUUUUUUAAUUGUCAUUGUAUGUUAUACACUCAUUACAAAAGAACUAUACAGGUCAUACGUAAGAACAAGGGGUACUGGCAAAGUUCACAAGAAAAAGGUGAACAUCAAAGUUUUCAUUAUCAUUGCUGUAUUUUUUAUUUGUUUUGUUCCCUUCCAUUUUGCCCGGAUUCCCUACACCCUGAGCCAGACCCGGGAUGUCUUUAACUGCUCUGCGGAGAAUACUCUGUUCUAUGUGAAGGAGAGCACGCUCUGGUUAACUUCCUUAAAUGCAUGCCUGGAUCCAUUCAUCUACUUUUUCCUUUGCAAGUCCUUCAAAAAUUCCUUGAUGAGUAUGCUGAAGUGCACCAAUUCUGCAACAUCUCCCCAUGAAAACAGGGGGAAAGGUCAGGAUGGUAGGGACCCAAGCGAAGAGACUCCAAUAUAAACACAUUGAGGUAAGAUUUCAGUCUGUUAACCAGAUUGAAAUAUUAGUGUUUGGAACUCCUAAAAGAAAACACUAUGUAAAAAUAUUAAUACUAAGAAGCAGCUGAGUAACAAUGAUGCUUGAAACAAUAGAAGACUACAAAAGUAAUUUUCAUUUACUUUUUCAGUAUUAAAAGCUAUUUUAAAAUGUAGAAAACUAAAUUAACAUAUAGCCGUGGAGCAAAACAAACUGUUAUCCAAUAACCAGGUGACAUGCAAAAACCAUACAGAAUUCAAGAAUUGAAGAGUUUUGGCAAAAUAGGUAACAAUAUAAUGAUACUUACUGUAAUUCUAUAAAUACAUUAUUGAUCACAAUAUUAGUAAACUUACUAUAUAAUCAACUGGAGAAUGAUAAAUCUGAUAAAAUCUUCUGACCAAAAAUUAUACUUAUCUAUAAUAAUAAAAAUGUAACAUGCUAAUUAGACCAGGCAGCCAAACGACCUUCUGGACAUUCUUCCGGACAUUCUUCCGGAUGACCUUCUGGACAAGCGGGGCUGCAAGGGCCGAGGCAAGCCACCGCGGCUGCAAGGGCCGAGCCCCUUGCACAAAUUUUGUGCAUCAUGCCUCUAGUUAGUUGUAUAUACAAUUCUAGUCCCCAAACCAAAUGCUGACCUAUUGUGAUAAUCAUUAUAAAAAUUUAAGUAAGUGGGGCACACAAAGAAUAGUAACUACUAACUUAUAAUUAUCAGCAAAGACCUAAGGGAUUUAUACUAAUUGAAAUGGUAAUAGAUUGGACUGAAUUUUUUUUAAUGUUCAUUAAGAUAGAAGAUUAAAAACUACUUUUCCAAUAAAAAGUGUAGAAAUAGCAAAUGAAGCCAUUAAAUAAAGAGGCUUUUUAUAAGAUAUUCUAAUACACACAUACAAAAACAAACAAACAUAAUACUCCCUUAACACUAAAGAAAUCAGUUUUACUAAUGUUUUCUACAACUUUAGUAAAUGCAAUAGCAUCAUUAACUUAUCUUUAUUAACUAGCUACUAGAGACUGCACACAAGUUAAUAAACAUUUCCCAUAGUGAGAAAAACAAAUGUAAUUAAGCAUUUGUACAGCAUAACUAUCAACAGGAAAGUGAUUAAAAUGGUUGGAUUUAUGCCCUUGCUGGUUUGGGUCAGUGGUUGGGGUGUCGGCCCUCAGACUGAAGAGUCCUGGGUUCAAUAUUUCUCUCUCUGCCUCUCCCCCUUCUUCCCACUCUGUCUAAAAAUCAAUGGAAAAAAAUAUCCUCGGGUGAGGAUUAACAACAACGACAAAAUGUUUGGAUUUACCUGUUUGUUAUUUGUGUGUAUAACAAAAAAUUUACAUUAAACUCUAAAUCACACUUUGUUAGAAAUUCUUUGUUCAAAGAUAUUAGAUACCAUGACUCACUUCCUAUCUUCCCCCUACCUCAAAUGUCAAACCCAUUUAAGAAAGAUCAGCUGCCAACACUUUUAAGACAGAACAUUGAGAAAAUCUUCUGAAGGUGACAUCUCACAUCAAUUAGUUCAUAUGUAAAUGAGAAACCAGGUCAGACUUCAAAUGUAGACUGAUUCCACAGAAGCCAUGUUCAUUAUUCUUAAUAUAAAUAAAAUAUACAACACACUGGGAAUUAAGACUUCAUUUAUCUUAAUUAUAUAUGAUCCUCAGAGGUGAUUUUCAAGCAGAAGGCAUAGAUUCCAAUAUCUAAAUAUCAUAUGAGAAGAAAUUAAAAGGCUGAAUCCUAUAUAAUAAAAGCCUAAUAUGCUAAGUAUCUGGUCGUCUGGUUGUCUGUUCAACCAAUCAAAGUGUAAUAUGCUAAGAAUGGAUUUUACAUUUCAAAUGUUUGUGGGGAUAAAAGUUAGAAGAAGGGUAAAAGCUCAUGCUGCAUUAAAGUUAUAUGAAAUUCAAGUUUCAGUGUCCAUAAGGUUUUAUUAGAACACAGCCACACCCACUGGGGUUUUACCUGCCGUUAACAACAGGGAUAAGUAGUUGUGUUGGAGACUGCAAAGCCACAAAAGUAUUUACUAGCUAGUUCUUUAAAAGACUGACAACCCCUGGACUAGAACUUUAAAAGCAGAAGAAAACCCCUACAUGGGAAACAAAACAAAACAAAAACAACCCUGUCUUCAAGCACCAAGGUACUUCAGUGGCUUUGCAUUGUAAACAACUGCAGUCCAGUCGCUGAUCUAGGUGACCUGCUAGCUGGGAAUGCCCAAAGCGGGACUACAAUGAUGCCAGUGGGAACUAAGCAUGUGGAAACACGCUUACAAGUCUCUAAGUAAAGAGACAGCCUGACUUUUUAAAAAAUGGGGAAAGGGCUUGAAAAAUCAAUUUCCAGGAGAAAUACAAAUGGGCAGUAUAAUAUAAACACAUAUAUAUCACUGAUAAUCAAAUAAGUAUACUAAAAUGACAUGGCUUUUUUGUACCAUGAGUUUUAGAAUUGAUUUAUAAGUUUUUAAGCAAGGUGUUGUAGAAUCCCACUCAGUGAAACUACAAAUCAGUACAAUCUUUCUGGAAAGCUUUUGGAAAAUACCAUUCUACAUAUUGAUGCACAGUGUUUGAUCCAGCAUUCCACUUUUAGGGAACUUCCUAUAAAUAUGUUGCAACAAAUGCACAAAAAUAUAUGGACAUGUAUAUGCUCUACAGUACUGUUUUUUAAUAUGAGAAAAAAAAUGGGAAAAUAAAUGGCCAACAACUUAACUAAACUAUGAUAACUUUAUAUUGUAUAACAUUUUUUUAAAAAUUAGGGAAGUCAUCAUGUACUGACAUAAAAUAAAACAAAGAUACAAUAUAUCAAUAAAUGUAAAUAUAUAUGUACAUGUACAUAUUUCCAAA